AUGGAGUUAAGUUUUAUGCAAAUUAAAACUUUAAGGGAACUCAAAUCUACUACUCCUGCUAGCUCUAUCUCUCUCUCUCUCUUUGCUUCAGUUGCAGUUGGGAGGCAACCGUCACCGUACCAGCUAACCCAAUCCCAGCAGUGCCGUCUCCAACGAGCAUCCUCAAGCCAGCCGUCUCAACAGAUCGAAUACGAGGGAGAUAUCACUGAGCUGUGGAACGAAAAUGAGGACCAGUUCCAGUGUGCUGGUGUUACCCCUAUGAGGAACACUUUGCGCCCUAAUGCCCUCUCCUUGCCUAACUACCACCCAGCCCCUCGCCUCAUCUACAUUGAACAAGGUGAAGGGUUGCUAGGGGUAACAUUCCCAGGGUGUGCAGAGACAUUCCAGUCGGAGAAGAGCCAAGAGGGAAGAGGAGAAGAGGAACAAGAAGAGGGAGGCAGCAGCAGAAGAGACUAUCACCAAAAGAUCCCACGCAUUCGACGUGGUGACAUCAUCGCCCUUCCUCCCGGUGUUAACCAUUGGUGCUACAACGACGGCAACGAGGACCUCAUCGCCGUCUCCAUCAACGACCUCAACCACCAGUCUAACCAACUUGAUCAGAAACUCAGGGCAUAUUACUUAGCUGGUGGGGCACCAAGGAGAGGGCAGCAAGGCCUGAGAAGCCAGGAGGCCCGGGAGACCUUCAACAGCGUAAUGGACGGCUUCGAUCCACAAUUGUUGGCCGAGGCCAUGAAUGUACCAGAGGAACUUGUGAGAAGGAUGCAAAAUCAAAAUGAAAGGGGACUCAUAGUCAUUGCCCAAGAAGGGAUGAGCAUGAUUAGGCCCGAUGAAAGGGAAGAACAAGGAGAGUAUGGGUUUAGAUCCAACGGCUUUGAAGAAACUUUCUGCACGAUGAGGCUUCACCAGAACAUUGAUGAACGAAGAGAAGCCGAUAUCUACUCCAAGCAAGCCAGUCGUAUCAACAUUGUCAACCAACACAAGCUUCCAAUCCUCCGCUUCUUGGACAUGAGCGCCGAGAGAGGCAAUCUUUACCCGAAUGCAUUGUACACGCCACACUGGACAAUCAACAGCCACAGCAUAGUGUACGUGACUCGAGGGCAAGCUCAAGUGCAGAUUGUGGACAACAGGGGACAAAACGUGAUGAACGAUCGGGUGAAUGAAGGCGAAAUGUUUGUGAUUCCUCAGUACUUUGCACCAACAAUGAGAGCAGGAACCAAUGGGCUCGAAUUCCUGUCUUUCAGGACAAACGGGUCACCAUUGAAGAGCGCUGUUGGUGGUUACACUUCAGUUUUGAGGGCAAUGCCGCUUGAAGUCAUCACCAACGCUUACAAAAUGUCCCCAAGUCAAGCAGAGGGACUCAAGUUCAACACUGGCCGCCAAACUUACCUCGCAUCUGGGAGGAGUUCUUAAAUUUUGAUAUAUAUGUACGUAUGUAUAUCUACUAGUACUAGUACUACUGCGGUUGCUAGAAUCAGAAAUGUCUGAUAGGCAUCAGAGAAUAAUAAGUACGUAGAAGUGAAGUCUAUCAUCAACAAAAUGAGACCUUUGUUGUUUGUUGUAAUGAAAUGUUAAUGCCAUUUGGUUUUUGGAGGUUAUCUGGUCUCUUGACAUAUUUAGACAACAAAACCAUAAGAAGAAGCUCAGGCUCCAUGAUGCAUAUGGGGUCUUUCAACUUAUUGAUAAUCCAUCCCAAGAAAGAGAUUUCAACUCAUGCCACGUACUAAUUGUUAACUUUCUUACCACUCUCUCUUUUGACUCAUGCCGUGUCCUCCUCUACACGUCUCCUCUGCCUCAUCAUUGUUGUCCACCGCACCACACAAGAUCUAAUUUUUGCCACCAAACCCACCAUUCUUCGUCCCAAUUCAUGUUUCUAGACUAAGCAAAUCAAGGGAUAUGAUGCUACAUAUAUAUCGUUGUCAGAGGAUUAGUAAGAUGAGCCAUGGUGCUAUGUAUGUGCCUAUUUGUCUAUGUUUUCUAUCCUUCGUCUCUCUAUCACUUCCUCUAUUAAAAAACAAUGUGAUUUCAAUAUGAGAAAUUGCAUUAUGACAUUAAGUAAAACUUACAGAGAUAGUAACAAUAGUGGGGAAAAAUUCAACAACAAAAGUCGUCAAAAUUGCCAAAAAAUUCUCCGCCAGAGAGCUAUCAAGAAAAUUUGCCAUCACCCAGGUUUCACUAAACGUAGUUUCGUCUCAAAAAAAUUGUGUCCUCAAGCUAAUAAAUCUUUUCUAGUUUGUCUUUCAACUAAUAAAAUAUAUUGACUAGAGAUGUAGGGGGAAAAAACACUAAGCAAAAUAUUUUGAAACUAGACUUCUUGAUUAGAUUCAGUCUAGGGGUAAUGAGUAUUCCAACUGAAGUAGAGGGAGACAUACAUUCAUUCUUAAUAUGACAAAGCCCAAUUUUCACAAACUCUAUUGCUUCCAAAAAUAAAAACAGCUAUGUUAAUAUAACACAUCCAUCUGCACAAACACAUUUUACACCUUUUGGAAAAGACUAGGGUAAUACAUAACCAAAAAACAUAAAUACAUCAUAUAGAAUAAUUGGACUGAAUUGAUGCCUUUAAACAAAGUACCCACCAAAAUAUGUUGCAGUUACACAAAUUUCAAAGCCACAUCCUUGCAGAAUUUUCAGUAUAAAAAUCCAAUAUGAAUAUAAUUUUCCAUUGAAGAAUAUAUAUUGGAGUAAAUAAGGAAGCCGACAAGACAAAUACCAAUAGACAUAUGGCACCGCUACCUAAAACUUUUGUCCGCCUCAGCACAAGAUUAUACAUCAAGAGAGGUAACCAUUUAAAUGAAUGAGUAUAAUACCCAAGCUUAUUUACUCAAA
Molecule: messenger RNA, 2823 nt
Organism: Camellia sinensis
Lineage: Eukaryota; Viridiplantae; Streptophyta; Magnoliopsida; Ericales; Theaceae
Product: 11S globulin seed storage protein 2
Molecular function (GO): nutrient reservoir activity
Source: RefSeq, a predicted model, not a curated record